AUGAAUACAAUGAUUGGCCCUGUGCAUUCUGGGGAGACGGAACCCCCGCGCAGUAUUCCCAGCCCGCCAAGACCACUGCUGAGGAAUCUCUCCGCACUUCUCUCUGCCUUCGACUGCACCCAACAGCCUGAUCAGCCCCUACUGGGAGUGUCUAUCAUGGCUUCUGAGUCGUCGCAGCUUGAUAUUACCACCCCUCAGGCUGGGAAUCCAGAACAGGAUGCCACCCUGGGUGAAGAGAGUGCAAAGAGGAAAGCGGAACAGACCAACGGAACUCAUACGCGCACCAAGCGGAAUCGCUACAUAUCCAUUGCCUGUAAUGAAUGCAAACGGCGCAAGAUCAAGUGCAAUGGCCAGGUGCCCUGCCAACGCUGCGGCCAUCUAAAUCUGGAAUGUCGAUAUGCGCCCAAUUGCUGCAAUAAUAACUUCAAGGACUCUGAGGAGUUCCGGUCGAUGAAAGAUCAGAUCACAAACCUCCAGGACCAAGUGAACAAUCUGUUCACUAGCCUCAAUGACCUUCGCAGCCAUAAAUCGUCCCUCGACUCACCAAAUCUCGAGAAUCUCUCUCGAGAUGGCUCACAGUCGGUUUUCACCCCAAUCCACACGGCUCCCGUCCGGCCUCGUAUGCGACACCCUCGCUUCCACGGACCCACCAGUUCGGCUUUCAACUUCGAUGUCGCCAGAUCCAGUCUUCAAAAUAUGGGCAUUGCACCGGCCGAAGAAGUCAUCAACGACGACCUGAUAACAGCACAUGCCACGCCAGCCGGCUCACCGCCAGCCCAGCACGCGGUGUUCGCACACCCCAUACAUCCAACCAAAGAUCCAAUAUGGGCAAUCAAACGAGAGGAGGCUAUACGACUAUGUCAUGUCUACGAGGAGGAGGUUGGUAUUAUGUAUCCACUCGUCGACAUCGAAAAGGUGACCCACCAAGUGAACCUGCUUUAUACGUUUAUGGAGGCGGCGAUGCGGACUGGGUUUACGCAGCGAGCCCACCCAGGCUCGGAUGCCUUUCAUGAUGACAACACAAAUCUUCUGAAGAUGAUCCUCGCUAUCACAUUGAUCGUGGAAGGAAGCGGGCAGAGUGAACUGGGCCAACGAUUAUACAUGAGUGUCAAGCCUGUCAUUGAAGCGAAGCUUUGGGGCCCGCUUGACGUUAAGACCAUCCAACUCUUUGGCAUGAUGGCGACGUAUCAUUUCCACACGGAUGAUGACGCCAUGGCCUACCGUGUGAUUGGUCUCGCCGCACGGAUGUGCCUUGAGCUGGGACUACACCGACGGGAGGCGUUGAUGAAAUCCUUUCCGAAUGAAGAUCAGUGGUCUGAUGUGACCCGGAUCUUCUGGACAAUCUACAGCCUGGAUAGACGUUGGAGCCUCGGCACAGGUCUACCCUUUGUGAUUCAGGACGAGGAUAUUGAUCCGAAUCUACCUGAGCCGGUUGCAUCGUUACCUUAUUUGAGGUGUAUGGUGUCCUAUAACCGCAUCAGCUCAAAGAUCUGGUACUCCGGACUUGGUUCGGAGGGUACGACAGAUGUACGGAGAGACGAAAUUGGUUAUUUGGACUACCAGGUCCUCCAGUGGUAUAAGCAAGUUCCGGAUGCAUUGAGAUUUUAUCCUGGCGAAUCUCCAAAACACGUCGAGUCGGCAAGCCGAGGCUUGCGGCGGUUGCGAGUCCUCCUAUAUCUGCGCAUGAGCCAACUUCGGAUCCUAAUUUAUCGGCCAGUACUACAUUCAUCGGCGAGCAUUGCAGAAGACAAAGGCCACGCCCAAACCGUAGUGGACGUUGCCAAGGACACGGUCCGAGUGCUCACCCAGCUCAAUCAUACUUCCGACAUCUACCGGAGCCAGCAGAUCACUUUCAACUACUUUCUUGUAGCUGCUCUCGCGGUGCUUUUCCUUGCCGUAUGCCAUGCGCCGAAUGAAUUCAACCGACAGGUACGGGACGAGUUCUACAUGGCUCUCGAUCUCAUCAAUGGCUUCAGCACCAAAUCCUAUGUGUCAAAGAGACUGUGGAAGACGAUCAAAGGCCUUCGGAUGAUUGGAGAGCGGCUGGGUGUGCUGGCGCGCCCCUUUGGAUCGGAUUCAAACGACCCACAUUCGACAGCGGCCGUGGCCAUGGCUGGCCUGGCCGGUCACCCCAUCGAGGAUCUGUCGGUCUACGGCCCCAUGAAUGGGGUGAACGAGCUGGGCAAUAGCCCCUUGAACGGGUUGCAGAUGAGCCAUGAGCUCACCAACCUGUUUGAGGCUGUCGGAGGAUUCAGCAAUUUCAUUACAUCCGGCACCGGCGCCGAAGGCAUCAAUGGGUUUGUGGGCCAUGAUGGCGAGAUCCAGAAUACGGGUGAGGGAUUAUCGGGCGUUUUUGGUGAUGAGGGAGAGCUUUCACGGGUUAUCAGAGAGCUGUUCUGA
This is a messenger RNA of Aspergillus clavatus NRRL 1, 2400 nucleotides long. Its product is annotated as transcription factor domain-containing protein. Bases 1 to 2400 code for a protein of 799 amino acids. Gene Ontology annotation, cellular component: nucleus. The record is from RefSeq and is a predicted model, not a curated record. Gene Ontology annotation, biological process: positive regulation of transcription from RNA polymerase II promoter by galactose; DNA-templated transcription. Gene Ontology annotation, molecular function: DNA-binding transcription factor activity, RNA polymerase II-specific; RNA polymerase II cis-regulatory region sequence-specific DNA binding; zinc ion binding. The transcript has 6 exons. NCBI's taxonomy places the organism in Eukaryota, Fungi, Ascomycota, Eurotiomycetes, Eurotiales, Aspergillaceae.